AUGUUGUGCAUGAUUUACAUAAUGAUAUAGUCUAUCAAAAAGUCAAGUUUACAUGUAAUAACAUUACGUUGCAAUAUGCAGUUGCCUUGAAACUCUUUGAUGUUUACGUUUACGUUUCAUCGUAUCUUAUAUCUUUUAUUCUAAGGUUUCUUCCAGUGUCUGACGUGUACAAAAAUCAAAUAACACGAUUACAAACAUAGGUUAGAUCGUAACAUUGAAUUAAACAUCUUUUUUAUUGUUAAGAAAUCGUGCAAUUAUGCUCGACUUAUUUACCAUAUUCAGUAAAGGUGGUAUUGUGUUAUGGUGUUUUCAAAGUACCUCGCAAAUAUUUGCCCCAAGCGUUAACGCAUUAAUACGAAGUGUCAUAUUGCAAGAACGUUCGGGAAAUCAUAGCUUUGAAUAUGAUUCUUUACGCUUACAAUACAAACUCGAUAAUGAGUUUGAAUUAGUAUUUGUAGUUGCAUAUCAAAAAAUACUACAAUUGUCAUAUAUAGAUAAAUUUUUAAAUGACAUUCAUUUAGAAUUUAGAGAUAGAUUUAAAAAUGAAUUAGAGAAUUCCAAGUGGUUUUCUAACUUUGAAUUUCAAAGUAAUUAUGAACAUGUAUUAGCUAUGGCUGAACAAUGGGCAAGGACUCAGGCUAAAAUACCUAAACAAAUGCGUACCUUUGACGAAAGUCAAAAAUCAAAAAAGACUGUUGCCAGUAUGAUUGAAAGAAAAGAUGACAAAGAAAAUAAAAAACAGGUGAAAAUUCAAGAAGUUGUAAAACAGGAUUUACAACAAAACAAUCGAGUAAAUCAUAAUGGAGAAAUAGAUGAAGAAAUUUUAAUAGCAAAUCGUAUGAAAUUGGCGCAAAAAUUGAAUAAUCAAAAGAAAAAAGUUGAUAAGCACUAUUAUUUCACAGAAAAAGCCAAAAAAAUUGAAAAAGCUGGCAAGAAACCUCGUGUUUGGGAAUUAGGUGGGACCAUUAAAGAUCUUGCUGCUUUAGAACGCACCAAAGAUAAACCAGAAGAGAGUGGUGAUUACAUUGCAGCUGAUAAAACGUUAGUAGGUCAAAUGAAAGGUAGUAUUCGCGACAUAAUAGUUGAAAGUGAUUCCGAGGAUGAAUCCGACGAAGAAAUGGAAAACUCGAAACCACAAAUGCAAAAGAAAACCAAUAGUAUGUUUUCAAUGUUUAAGAGUUUGGUCGGUAAUAAAUGUUUGAAACACGAGGAUAUGGCUCCUGUUCUCGAUAAAUUGAAAGAUCAUUUGAUUUCGAAGAAUGUAGCAGCUGAUAUUGCUAAAAAGUUAUGCGAUUCCGUCGGUGUAAAACUGGAAGGAAAAAUACUUGGUACGUUCGAUAGCGUGACAAGUACCGUGAAAGCGACUUUGACCGAUGCAUUAGUGCAAAUAUUAUCUCCAAAAAGGCGCGUAGAUAUUUUACGAGACGCAAUGGAAGCAAAGAAUAAUCAUAGACCUUACGUUAUGACUUUCUGCGGCGUGAAUGGAGUGGGAAAAUCAACAAAUUUAGCGAAAAUUUGUUUCUGGCUCAUAGAGAAUAAUUUCCGCGUGCUUAUCGCAGCGUGUGACACAUUCAGAGCUGGUGCAGUUGAACAACUAAGAACGCAUAUGCGUCAUUUAAAUGCUCUUCAUCCACCGGAAAAACAUGGAAAUCAAUCUAUGGUUCAAUUGUACGAAAAAGGUUAUGGAAAAGAUGCUGCCGGUAUUGCUAUGGAAGCAAUACGUUUUGCCAAAGAUUCGAAAAUCGACGUAGUUUUGGUGGAUACUGCAGGCAGAAUGCAAGAUAACGAACCUUUGAUGAGAGCUUUGGCCAAAUUAAUCAAAGUAAACGAGCCAGAUGUGGUGCUUUUCGUUGGCGAAGCUCUUGUUGGAAACGAAGCUGUUGAUCAAUUGGUGAAGUUCAACCAAGCAUUAGCAGAUCAUAGUCAAUCUUCCAAUCCUCAUAUCAUUGAUGGCAUCGUAUUAACUAAAUUUGAUACAAUUGAUGAUAAGGUAGGCGCAGCAAUUUCUAUGACAUAUAUUACCGGACAACCUAUCGUUUUCGUUGGAACAGGACAAACUUAUACAGAUUUAAAGUCAUUAAACGCCAAAGCCGUGGUACACGCAUUAAUGAAAUAAUUGUUGAUUUAGUAACAAGUAACAAGAGACGAUAUCUUAUUAAAAGAUAAGAAAAAAAAAAUAAUAAUUAAAAUUUUCGAUUGUUAUAGACAA
Molecule: messenger RNA, 2209 nt
Organism: Apis florea (little honeybee)
Lineage: Eukaryota; Metazoa; Arthropoda; Insecta; Hymenoptera; Apidae
Gene: SrpRalpha
Product: signal recognition particle receptor alpha
Biological process (GO): intracellular protein transport; SRP-dependent cotranslational protein targeting to membrane
Cellular component (GO): signal recognition particle receptor complex; endoplasmic reticulum membrane
Molecular function (GO): GTPase activity; signal recognition particle binding; GTP binding
Source: RefSeq, a predicted model, not a curated record